UGUAACAAUGAAUUCUCUCGACUAAGGUGAUUGUCUUUUCUUUCUCUCUCUGCCAAUAUUUUGCAGCCUCAACUCAGACUGAAAGAUAUCAGUAUACUGUCAUAAUCCACAAUACUACUACUACUACUAGUACUACUAUUAAUAAUAACAAUAGCCUUUCACUUCAUCCAAUCACACCCACACCAUCUCUUCAUUCACUGUUCCUGAUUUUCACUUCUUUCUUUUCUAUUCUUUUCAUCUAUUCUUCUCCAUCCUUUCAUCUCCUUCUUUCCUCAGUCUUUACAGAAAAAAGCAGUAAAAAAGAAAAGAAAAAUAUAGACUCCUAUUAUCUUUCUUGUUGUAGUGAUGGCUGAAGGAUUUGAACCAUAUCAUGUCCCACAACAAAGUAGAAGAGAUAAACUUCGAGUUUUAGUUGAUGAUAAUCUCCAACUCCAAAAUUAUGCUCCUUAUUACGAUCCAUCAAUUAUACCAUCAGAUUUGCCAACUUUUCAAGAAAUUAAUGGCACCCCAUUUCUUUAUACACCUCAAAACCUAAGAUUUCUUGAUCAAUCUCUCCGUACUAGUAGUGAAAUUAUGGUGCAUAAUAGUAGUAAUAAUAAUACAAAUGGUCAAGGUUUAUCUUUGUCUUUGUCAUCUCUUCAUCACAACAGUACUACAAAUCAUGACUUGUUGUCAAAGAGUAGUUGUGUUCCACUUGGACCUUUUACGGGGUACUCUUUAAUUCUAAAGAGAUCAAGGUUUUUGAAGCCUGCACAAUUGUUGUUGGAAGAAUUAUGUGAUGUGGGUAGAGAAAAAUUAGCAGCUGAUGAUUCCAAUUUAAUGGAUUUUCCACAUGAGAAUAUUGUUGUUGAUCGACAAGAUUGUAGUAAUGGAGAUGAGCAUGGGAAGAAGAAAUCCAGGUUAAUUUUGAUGCUUGAUGAGGUGUACCAAAGGUAUAAGCAGUAUCAUCAGCAACUACAGAUGGUUGUGACAUCUUUUGAAGCUGUUGCUGGACUUGGGAAUGCAGCGCCCUUUGCAAAUUUAGCUUUAAAAACGAUGUCUAAACACUUCAACUGUCUUAAAAAUGCCAUCACUGACCAACUGCAAUUUACAAACGAAUCUCGUCAUGGUCAAAGAAAUUGUGAAAGAGACCCUAUCCCUAGAGCUGGCAAAGGACUCUAUGGCCAAAAACCAGAUCAAAUCCGCAAUAAUGCUGGAUUUGCUGAUAGGACUCAACCUGUUUGGCGACCACAAAGAGGGCUUCCUGAGCGUGCAGUGACCGUUCUUAGGGCUUGGUUGUUUGACCAUUUUCUUCAUCCUUACCCCACGGACACUGACAAAGUAAUGUUAGCCAAACAGACUGGCCUCUCAAGGAAUCAGGUUUGUAUAUCUCGAGUGUUUCUGUGAUCGUGAAGGAAUUAAUAUAGGAAAGGGAAUAUAAUAAAGAUUUGCAAAAGGCGUAGCUAGGAUUGUGAGUGAAUUAUAACAUAAUGGGAGAGCAGAAGCUAAAAUAUAUGGACAUAUUUCAUAUAUUUAGUGUUGGUUCCUGUUGCGAAAGCCAAAUGUAUAUAGUGUGAAUAAGUCACAACUACUAUAUCAAAAAUUAUAACAGCCACCAAAUAAUAU
Nicotiana tabacum (common tobacco) is the source of this 1605-nucleotide messenger RNA. The record is from RefSeq and is a predicted model, not a curated record. Lineage: Eukaryota; Viridiplantae; Streptophyta; Magnoliopsida; Solanales; Solanaceae.